Messenger RNA from Verticillium dahliae VdLs.17, 939 nucleotides. RefSeq lists its product as uncharacterized. The transcript is spliced from 2 exons. NCBI's taxonomy places the organism in Eukaryota, Fungi, Ascomycota, Sordariomycetes, Glomerellales, Plectosphaerellaceae. The record is from RefSeq and is a predicted model, not a curated record. Bases 1 to 939 code for a protein of 312 amino acids.
AUGACGCAUGACCAGUCCGCCCAGACAGAGGCAGGCCACUCCGCCGCAAUGGCACUGCAAAGCCAAGCGAUCAAGGACAGCCGCUUCGCAAACGUACAGUUUGAUAAGGCGCGCAGGACGCUGGACACAUAUCGCGACGCUGCGCAGAAGGAGAACCUAGAGCGGUCCUACAUUCUACAGCAGCAGCACAACAACCUGAACGCUCGCUGGUCGAGCAGCUAUGGCGAGCUACAGAAAGAGGCCCAGAAGAGGGCCCGAGACCUCCAGAAGGUUGUGAAAGAGCUCGAAAAUGCAAGAGCCGAACUCGAAGAAAAGAAGAAGGAAAGCCAGUUGAAUGACAUGGCCGUGCGUGAGCUCCAAGAGACCGUUGAAAUGCAGAACAGCGAAAUUGUUCGAGCACGCGAGAUUCACGCCCAGCUCGACAGCGUGGAAAAAGAGUUGGCCGAAUGCAAGUCAGUCAACCAAGCUGUCGAGGCAGUGUUGGAGAUGAAGAAGAGACACAUCGCGGAACUCGAGUCCGCCUUGGGGGAGAUGACCGCAAAGAAUGACCGGCUGGCGGCUGAUCAUAUCGAGCACGAAUCACUCAAGUUGCAAUUUCGCUCUCUCGAAGCCGAGCACGCCGAAGCUCUGGACAUCGCCAGCGGUCUAUUCGACGGAGAAAUCGGUACCACACCGGCCGAGCUCAUUGGCCAGAACAGGGCUUUGGGGCAGCAACUUCGGGAGCUCCAAGCCGAAAACAAGGCCCUCGCAGAGCGCCUGGCACAAGGGAUGGGAGCGCAAGCAGACCGCGAUGGUUCGUCUCGGGGCCAGUGUCAUCACAACCACUGCAAUCACUGGAGUGACGAGGGGAAGGAACAAGUCCCUGAUGCAAAGGCGGGGGGUGCCGUGGAAGGCAAAGUCGACGAAGGCAAGGCGAAGAAGAGGAAGCGGACCAAAUGA